This is a messenger RNA of Amoebophrya sp. A25, 4435 nucleotides long. NCBI's taxonomy places the organism in Eukaryota, Dinophyceae, Syndiniales, Amoebophryaceae. The record is from the annotation of a GenBank genome assembly.
CUGGUUGCCUUCAUCGUCUAUUCAUCUAAAACUUCAACUAAAUUGGGUGGCCGCCCGACCCGGACAACUGGUUCUUAUUUACUUAGUAGUGCUUCCCGAAGGAGUUCUUAGAUCGGAUCAUCUCUUUAUGCGUACAGUGAUCGGAAGUAGUUCUAGUUCGUAGUACCGUAAAACAAGAACAAUGCAUAAGCAAGCAUUUUGUCAAAUCAUUCUUAUAGUUAUUUAAUGUUGCUGAGAGUCGUUUGUUUCAUGCUGUGUUUGUUAAUAUUGUUUGAUGUAGCAUUUUCACGUUAACUAAGUCGCAGGAUAAUAUAGGCGUGAUCACAGAAGCGUUCUUCCUCGUCGUGCUUCACUCCGUGAUCCUACCUGAAGCCCUUGCUUAAGGGGACGAAAGAACAAAAUGCAGGAGCAAGACGGGUCGACGUGCUCUCCUAAAUCAACAAGGAUGUUGGCGUCUCCGAUAUUACUGGAAAGAUCCUCACGGGCAUGGGCAAGCAGCCGUUCUCGGCGAGCGACGAACUGUUGCAUUGCUGGUGUACUAGCGCGCAGCAUAAUAAUGAUGCAACUAGUUGCCGGACGUCAACAAGGGAGCAGGCACUCUGAUUUUAGUUCUUCAUCAACAGAACUCAGUCCCGAUUCAUCGUUGUCCCCUUUCGAUGGAACUUCAUCAAACAACAAUGGCACCGCGUCUGCGAUGGAGGCUGCAUCCUCCAGUCCUUCCACUUUUGUGACUACACGACUUAUUGAGUUGGUGCUACAGGAGGAUCAGCGUGCUGAACAAACACUGACGCUUGCAACCGGCAGGGUCAGGGAGGGGUCAUCCGUCGCGAAUAACGAUACACAUCAAGAAGAUGUCGGCACCGCGUUUGGUCAAGAAUCAUGGUUUGGAUCUACACUUUCGGCUCCGCUCUCCAAAUUCCUUCAGUUCAAACCGAACUUGGGUUCGCGCGGUGCGCGAGCUUCUAAAAAAACAUUAUGCCAUCAAAAAACAUUUGUUUUCCUUAACCUUAUCCACGAGCAAGUGCUGUACCUCUGGGAUGCACCAUGCAUAAAAAUAACGCCACUAUGCAUAGAUUGAUUACUGUUGGAGCACCCGAACACGUCGCGGCGCACCUCGUAGCUCUUGCUGAGAGGCAAGGGCGCCGAUACCGAUGCAAUGGAACAGAAAGACGACCCACCAGGACGGACGUGCCGGAUGGUCUUCGACUGCUUAAGGCCCUGAAUUGGUACCAACAUGGGCCCAGUCUCAUGGGAUACCAUGAGGGGCCACGGGGUAGCUAUUGACCUGGAAGGAUCGCGCUGGUCAUUCAUGUGCGCGCGCAGUGGUAUAGUCAUUAGCUGCGCCGUUGGCUGCGCCAUAUCGUCUACGUCUUCACGAUGUGGCUGCGAGUGUGACUGAUGGAGCAGCAACGGCAAACGUCUAGGAUCAUGACUGAAGUAGGUGUAGUCUUUCGAAAAGUCAUCGAGUUCCAGGAACCACCAUACGCGGAACCAGUGAAAGAGCAAGACAAGGAACGACUUUGAUCAUGAUCAUGGUGACGAGAGCCCAGCUGUUGGCAUUCAAAUGAAUUCGGCCCAUCCAUAAGGUCUGGGCCCGGAGUAGGUCUAGACCAUUGGCCAACAAUUCCCCGCGCCAACUAUACAACUGAUCCACUAAGGUGGUAGAACUGGAAGUAGCGCGUGGGAGCCACUGCUUCGCUGCUUGCCAAGAAAUGCUUCUUCAUGAUGAAUUUUCAAUCGGCGCUCAUGCUUAACCUUCUCAAGAAUGCCAGCAUAUUGAUCAGUCCGCUUGAAGCGUAUCCGUAACCGUAUCGAUCAUACUUGGGAAUUAUUAUUUUGCAAACGUAGAAAUAGCACAUGCAUUGUGGUAGUACUGCUUCUGCUACAUGACAAAGAAUAAGAAUUAGAAUAUCAUCUAUUUUCUCUUGCUCUAAAAACUGCAGCAGAGGGUUGGCCCAAGGAGUUGGUGAUUACUGGGAUCGUCAUAUUGGUAAUCGUGGUGCUCGGGAUUGCGGCUUGCUGCGUGGCGUGCUUGAAUGGGGGUGGCCAGGACAACAGAAAGGGCAGCCGAGGCAAUUACGUUGAUCUGGAGUACGGCAGCGCAACGUCGCCACUCGAUUUCGAUUCGGAUAGGGCUGAUGCGCUUUUGGACUAUGCAGCUACACAGGGAGAGGUAACGACACGCACUUUGAAUUUUAUGUCUAGUAAGACAUAACUAAGAAUUUCCUGUAAAAGAUAUAGCGGCCGCGGGGCCAUCUUCUUCUUCAUCAAUCAUAUUUUUAAAUAUAAAAGUCUCAUUGUUAUGAUAGGAUUUUUCUGAUCAUGAUCAUCAAAAGUGGGCGAUAAUUACAGAGCGGAUGCGUAAAUCAGCAUUUUCAAAGUCGCACUUAUGAAGGUAGAUUAUUGCUGUCAAUGUCUAUGCUGCCAAUCAAUGGCAAUGUCUUCGCGACAGUUAAAGAUUUUUUUGAAAAGAACUUCUUUGUCUUUCAACUAUGACGAUACAGGCUCCCGAGACGAAUCAACGUGGAAGUGGAGGAAGUAUUGACGAAGUUGAUGAAGAAGGUUUUCUAGUUUUUCCACAAAUGGACACGAGCGCCAUCAUGGGUGACGAUCCUGGAGCAAGUGUAAAAGCUGCAAGUUCAAGUCGAAGGAUCACUGCGAAAGAAAUUUUACGGACAAUAAUCGCGCUCACUAUCAUUAUCAUUUGCUUUGCGACUUGUGUUUGGUUUACCUACUUGAUCUAACAAAUAUCUUCUUCAGCAUUCACAUUUUGGCACCUUCGUGUAAACAGAAAGCUCCAAAUGCGUUUGUCAUUAUCUUGCUUAGCUGUGGAGUUCUGAUGCAAACGAAAAUGAUCAGUAGGUACAACACUCAGUCCUCUACCUCUUUUGCGAAGAUGUUUCUAAGUUAGGACGUGCUCCUGGGAGGACUUCCGCUUGAUGAAGGUGACGACAGCCCCCUGGUGGAUACCGCAUUUGAAGACGCGUCCGACCCUGAGCCGCCAGAAAUGCCACCUUUCGAGAUCGAGCGAAGACCCCGAGAGGCAGAUGAGUACAAGUUAAUGAUCAUGAUCAAUAUCAUGGACGUCCCUCUUCUUCGUCUCUCCACCUACUUCGCACUUGCACUACUACUAGUUCAAGGAGAAUUAAUAUGUUGUAGCUACCUCUUUAAACACAAACUAUAACUAUUUUUUCAGGUCGUCCAGCGAAAAUAGUUGGCCACGGCCUGGUGUUGAGGAGACGACUAUGUUUUCCGAAAAAGAGGACGGCAUCGAAAAUGAAGAGUAAGUAGGUAUCGACAAGUUAAAACAACAAGAGGAGAAAUAUUUAUUGUAUUACUUAUUUGUACAGUCUUCACUCAAGAACAUCUUCAACUUCUUCUUCUACACACUUACUGUAUUAUUUGAAAUUGAAUUUGUACAUAAUAUAUCAACUAAAAAAAAUGUAUCUUAGGCAGAUUGCCGAGUAGGUUCAACACAUCAUCGCAUCAGCUAGAAAAAUGUAUCUUACAAGAAAGCGACCGCGGUGAUCAUCAUCGCUUACGAUGAACUAUCACUAUGGUAUGCUGCAGAGAAAUAGAUAAGGAUUAAUUAUAUUAACAGGCUAUCAUGAUAUAAUUGUACAUCGUAGCUCAUCUGAAUUGGUCUACAUGCAUGUAUCAAAUUUUUCUUCUGAAUCAAUGCAAGAAUCGUGAAUAUCUUGAUGAAUUUCCUCCUCUUGACUUUGAUGCCGAAAAAUGCGUCUUCGUGCUUCUAGUUCUAGCAUAUUUGCUUCGACAUACUAUGAGCCCCUUGAUAACCACCGACGUCACCGGACGCAGCAACCUUCUCAACGUACUAGAAGUAGAACCACUCGUUCGCUUCUGCUAGAAACUAGUUUUCAGCGUGCAAUAUUCUCUGUCCAUGAGGAGUAACGUCAACAUUCACAGCCUUGAUGAUUCCAGUCUCCAUAUCAAAAAUUUGACGUUAAUUUUUGCAAGUUUAUGAUCUCAUCACCAUAUUUACUGCGAGUUCCCGUUCGGACUCGGAGAACAGUCCGUCGCGUUCGUCACCAGUAUUAAUCGUUACGAAGUGAAGUCCUUACCUAUAGUACAGCAACAAACUAUACACACUCACACGACCUAUUCGUUCCUCAAUAUGAUACGAAGUCAGCAUAUCAUCAUCAUGCACAGACGUUCUUAGAAUUCUGACCCUUACUAUGCAUACUUGCAGCUCAAUGCAUUCACCUUCUUUCUUCACACCAUAGCCCGUCUUACAUGAAGACGGUAGAACAGCCACACCAUAGCUCGUCUUGCAUGAAGACGGUGGCACAAUCAAACAUCUACAUCAGACAGAAUCAGAAGGGAGAAUGCACCACAUGACAAUGACUGUCACUGUUCUUUUUAUUUGAUUUGUCCGCUUGUAGCUGAACGCAAAAAUUGAAUGCACGCAUGACGC